GAGCACUUAUUCAUUUUUUUCUGCUGUUAAGGUUCCUUGCCAGAGUUCCUACGGUAAUUUAUACAUACAAUUUAAACGGAUUAAUCUUUCAGUAAUUUUCUCGUUAUACAAGUGUCACACGUGUUUCACAUGUAACAUAACCUCGAAAGUUAAGAAAGUUGUUUAUACUAAGUCUGUUGUGAAUAUUUAUGGCGUAAACAAACAUUGAUUUAUUAAACACGUGUUGAAUAAAAUUAUAAAAUAAUUAAAACAAAAUGAAAACAUCACGACAUAAAAAAGCCAGGAAACAUUUAGCCUUUUACAUAAACAAUUUUAAAUUUAGACAACCUUAUCAAAUACUCAUCGAUGGAACAUUUGCAUUUGCUGCACUUGAGAACAAAUUCAAUAUCCAAGAUCAAUUACCUAAAUAUUUUCAAGCAGAAACUAAAUUGUUGACUACGGCAUGCAUCAUUUUAGAGGUCGAAAAAUUAGGUUGCUUUUCCAAAGGGAUUGUAGGUGCAAUGCAUAUAAUUAAACGAUAUGCAGUUCAUCGAUGUGGACACGAGAAGAAACCGAUACCAGGUUCUAAAUGUUUGAUGUCUAUGAUAGGAAAAGAUAAUUCUUCUAGAUAUAUUAUUGCGACACAAGAUCGUGAUUUACAAAACGAAUUGAGACAAAUUCCCGGUGUGCCCUUAUUAUAUCUCCAUGGUAAAGCACCUACUUUGGAGACUCCUUCGGAGGCGAGUCAAACAUAUGCUGAAAACAUCAAAAAUAAUUUAGGAAUGAGUACAUGGGAGAAAGAGAAUAUGAAGACGUUAAAGAAAGAGGCAGGUUUAAUAAAUGAAGUCGAACAAAAAAGAAAAAAGAAGCAUAAGAAGGGUGGUCCAAAUCCGCUUAGUUGUUUAAAAAAGAAAAAGAAAGUACAAAUAGUAACAACAGUAUCGGAUAAACCAAAAUCUGGAAAAAUUAAGAAAAAGAAAAAAAUUAAAAUACCUGCGCAUGUUAAAGAAGCUCUAGUCGCUGAACUUUCAAAUAAAACUCAAUCAUCAUGACAGUAUUUACUUCAUAUCAGUAACGGUAAUAAUUUUCUUAUUUGUUAUCUUUUUUGUUUUUAUUCAUAAUACAAUAUUUCGAUUUAUUUUAUUAAGAAUAAAAUAUUUGUUUUAACUUUGGCUGGUUCAAGCUGGAACACAUCUAUCAUUUUGCUGUCGAUGACAUAAAAAAUGUACUUGUUAACAGUCAGUUAGUUUUAAAAUACAUUAUACAUUCUAUUUAUAAAUCGUUCAUUUUAUAGAAAUACAUCCAAAUGUAAUAUACGCAUGAAGUAUAAUACCAAAAUAUGGUAAUAAUUUGUUUUUAAUUGAUUCUCUAUUUAACAAACAUGAUAAAAGCCCGAGAUUUAUUUACUUAGAAGCAUGGAAAAUUAUUGCAUAUAUAUAAUAUCAUGCUGUCUAUGACACACAAUUGAUGUAAAAAAAUGAUCAAAAAUACAUCAUGAUUUUCAACAUUCCUUACAAUAUUUUCACGUGUAACUUGCCAUAUAUAUAUAUAUAUAUAUAUAUA
Molecule: messenger RNA, 1542 nt
Organism: Polistes canadensis
Lineage: Eukaryota; Metazoa; Arthropoda; Insecta; Hymenoptera; Vespidae
Product: rRNA-processing protein UTP23 homolog
Exons: 3
Coding region: 255-1031 (258 amino acids)
Cellular component (GO): nucleolus; small-subunit processome
Molecular function (GO): small ribosomal subunit rRNA binding
Source: RefSeq, a predicted model, not a curated record